Messenger RNA from Adineta steineri, 4755 nucleotides. The record is from the annotation of a GenBank genome assembly. NCBI's taxonomy places the organism in Eukaryota, Metazoa, Rotifera, Eurotatoria, Adinetida, Adinetidae.
AUGCGAGAGCUCAAAUAUAUUCAUUAUCGAGAUAAUGAUUUUUAUGAGAAUAUAACUACACAUAAUAGACAUUAUUAUUCUCAAACAAAAAAUGUUUCGAACUAUUUAUUAAAUAAUAAUAAUAUUCAUCAUCAUCAUGAACAAGUACAAUUUAAACGUGUAUCAUCUCGUAAUCAUACUAAUAAAUGUCAAAGACAAGUUGUUCGUACACGUAAAUAUUCACAACAAAAACAGGAAAAUAAUAAUAUCCAAAAUUCAACAAAUAAAACAAGAUGUAAUCAAGAUCAAAACUGGUUUCAAACACUCUUAAAAUGUGCUUCACCAUCAACUCCAACAUCUCCAAUUUUAAAUCAAAGAUCACCACUUACACAUCGUUCUCAACUAAGUUCACCAUUGUAUAAAUCUGUUAAACCAUCUCCAUUCAUUGAUUUUUCAUUUAAAAUUCUACCAAAUUCAUCAUCAUCAAAUUCUUGUCUAUCUCGUAUAAUUUUAAUUGUCGAUGGAACAUCAACAAGUUUAAAUAAUCUUUGUCAUAUGUUCGAACAAUUAAAUAUUGAUUUAGUUAUGAAUAAUGAUAAUAAAAAAGUUCAAGUCGAACAUGAUCUUUGGUGUCAUGGUGGUCUUGAUGCUUAUACAUUUACAAUAAAUGAUUCCAAAUCACUAACACUUCCAUCAUGUAUUAAUAAAUUAAAACAAUAUCAAUUAACUAAAAAUGAUCUUUUUUGGUUUACAUUUCCACGUAUACCAUUAAAAAUCGACGAAAAUUCUCUUGAUAAUGAAUCAAUGUUAACAACUAAACUUGAAUUUCUUGAUUCAUUACUUAAUCCAUUUGAAAUAAAAGAUAAUGACGAAGAAUUUGAUAAAAAACUUUGUACAAUAAAUGAUGGUAUUUAUGUUGAAAUGAGUUUUGGUUCAUUAGUUUCAUUAGGAUCAUUUCAUUGUUUUGAAACAAUAAAAAAAUUUAAUGGAAAUAUUCGAACAUGGAAAAUGACAUUUUAUCAAAAUCAUUUUGAUAUUGAUUAUCAAAAAUCUUCAAAUGAUAAUAAUUCACUUGAAGAAUAUCGUAAACGAAUUAAAUCAGAAUUUAUUGAUAAUUGUGCAAUUGUUAAUACAUUAAAUGAUGGAUUUUUAAUUUAUCUUAAUAUGAAAGCGAAUUGUAUUGAUUAUUUAAAUCCAGAUCGAACAAAACCUGGUUUAGAUAAUUUUAUUCGUAUUGUACCAAAAGAAUCCCGACCAUUAUGUUCAACUUUUCGUCUUUUAAUUAAAUUAGAUAAUAAUGCUCUUCCAGCUAAUUUAACAAAACAUUUAAAUGAAAUCAAACUUGUAUUUUCACAUUUUUUAUCAUUCUUCUCAAGAAAUUAUAUCGCGAUAACUUAUGGAUCAAUUCAAACAUCACCCGGAUUAAAUCUUCGUCCAUUAAAACCUUCAUUUUCUUCAUUUAUUAAAAAUUAUGCUUGGUCAAUACUUGUUUCUCUCGGUUAUCGUUUUCAUCAACGUGUAACAUCAUUAUUUACAGCUAAAUUAAAUACUAUUGAAGAUGAUGAAGAUUUUUAUCAUGCAUGUAUACACUUAUGGAGACGGACAAAAGAAUAUUUAUUUAUUGAUUUAUAUGAAGAAUUAAUUGAUUAUUUAUCACGUCAAGCACGUAUACGUGCUGAAGAACGACAAACAAUUUUAUUAAAACCAACAAUAAAACAACCACCUAAAAAUUAUCAAUAUGUACCAAGUGUUACAUUAACACCAACAACAAUUAUUAUUAAGCCUUUAAAAUUAUGCAAAACAAAUCGAGUUUUACGAGAAAAAAAGUUCGGCGGACCAUUUAAUUUUGCAUUAGUUGAAAUUCGUGAAGAAGAUGGUGGUGUUUUAUAUCCAUUGGAUUUUCGACAAAUACGUUGGAAAUUAAAACAAUUAUUAGUUGAUGGUUUUACAAUUGUACCAAAUCGUAUUUAUAAAUAUUUACAUCAUUCACAAUCACAAUUAAAAGAAAAACAAUUUUGGUUUUAUCAUCAUCAUCCGUUAGUAGAAAAUUCAAAUGAAUAUAAAAAUCUUUCAUUUGAUGAUGGUUAUUUAUGGAUGGGAAAUUUUGAUAGUGAACGUGUUAUUGCUAAACAUACAGCACGUAUUGCACAAUGUUUUACAAGUACAGAAGAAACAAUUAGAAUUCCAUCAGAAUGUGUAAAAUAUAUAAAUGAUGUUGAAACAGCAGAUGGAAAAUAUAAUUUUACAGAUGGAUGUGGAACAAUGUCGACUGUAUUACGUGAUGAGAUCAAAACCAAACUUAAUCUUCAUUAUCCAUUUACUGUGAUGCAAAUUCGAUAUGGUGGUUGUAAAGGUGUUCUUACUUUAAGUCCUGAAUUAAAUGGAUGUUCUCAACAACUUGUUUUACGUCAUUCAAUGCGUAAAUUUAGUUCUGAUCAUGAUAUUCUUGAAUCAUGUCGUAUAUCUUCUCCACGUCCACUUUAUUUAAAUCGUCAAACAAUUGUUUUACUUUCUCAUCGUCAUGUUCAUGAUGUUAUAUUUUUAUUAUUACAACAAGAACAUCAUUUAUGGUUAAUUGAAUCUUUAUUAUAUCCAUCAGUAACAUACGAUUUUCUGUAUGAUAAAUUAACACGAAAUUUUUUUCCAUUACGUGAAUUAUUUCUUGAUGGACAAUUAAAUUUAGCUGAAGAACCUUUUUUUCGUCAAUUAAUUGUUACAUUUAUUCAUCAUGAUUUAAUUAAAAUGAAAGAAAAAUCACGUACACGUAUACCAAAACAAUCAGCAAGAAAUCUUAUCGGUGUUGUUGAUGAAUAUGGUGUUUUAGAAUAUGGAGAAGUCUUUGUUCAGUUUAGUAAUUUACGUUCAAAAACUCUUUAUCGUCAAACUCAAUCGCCAGUAAAUUCACCAAAUAGUGAUUUUGAUGAUCAGAUAUCAAAUGAAUUUGAAUGGACCGAAACAACAAUAUUAAAUAAUAUUCGGGUUGUUGUUACUAAACAUCCAUGUCAUCAUCCAGGUGAUAUGAGAACAUUUAAUGCUGUUGAUAAACCUGAAUUACGACAUUUACGUGAUUGUAUUAUCUUGAUGGUGAUGAAUAUGCUGUUUUUUUGGCUUGAUUUACUUGUACCAAAUACUGAAAAUUUUCAACCAUAUGAUUAUGAUUCUCAACAACCACCCGUACCAUUAUCACGUUCAGUAACACGUGAUGAUAUUGUCGAUGUUGUUUUAACUAUAUCUGAACAAGAUUGUUUAGGUAAAUUAUGUUGUACACAUUUAGCUUAUGUGGAUAAAUUAGGUGUACAACAUGAUGAAUGUGUUGCUAUAGCAGCAGCUAUAUCAGAAGAAUUAGAUGCAGGUAAAACUGGUAAACAUCCAUUUAAUGAACAAAAAAUCAAAGAAUUAAAUACAAAAUUAGAUUAUAAAAGACCAGAUUAUAUUGACAAAGAUCAAUUUGAGCUUUAUCCAAGUGAACAUGUACUUGGUAAAUUAUUUCGUUCAAUAAAUCGUUCACAAUCAACAUGGUCAUUAAUUAAUCAUUCAGCUUAUCAUCCAGAAGAAAAAGAUCCAUCCUAUGAUAUAUUAUCAACAAUUGAACGUGUACCUAUUGAUGUAUAUUUAAUUCAUCCAAAUUAUCAAAUAUAUACAUCAUCAGCAUUAGAUUUAUAUCGAACUUAUCGUGAUGCAUUAUUAAAUAUAAUGUUUGCAUAUCAUUUUGUAUCGGAUAUUGAUUUAAUUUGUCGGUUUGAUUCACAACAACAACAAUGUAUGUCGAAACAUAUUGAUGUUGCUGAUUCAGCACAAGUGGAAUUAAAAGCAUUAAUGGAUAGAAUAAAAACAUUAUUUUAUGCGGAAUUUAAUGUUCGAGAAGAAACUGAACGUGGACGAAUAAAUAUAAAAAGAGAUGGAGAAAUCUGUUAUUUAGAUGAAAAAUUAGCUAAAGCUAGUGCAUGUUAUGUUGUCUGUUAUCAAUAUGAACAAGCACAACAUCCAAAACGUAUUCUUUCAUUUCCUUGGUUAUUUUCACGUUUACUUGUUCAACUUCGACAACAAAAUUUAACUAUUAUUGCUAAAGCAAUUGAUAGACCAAUUUCACAAUUACGUGAACAUGCAACUAUCGCUCAUGUUAUGAAAAAUACACUUAAUCGAUUAGUUGAACAACGAGAAUUACGAUUUCAUGUUGAAUUUAUUGAUAACAAAGAUGCUUCAUUCAUUGUAAAUAAACAAAUUCGUUUACGAUUAGAUGAUCCGGUAACAAAUAUUGAAUCUGAUAAUAUUCAUAUACAUCUUAUUGAAAUAUGUUUUAUUGAAAUAAUUCAUAAUUGGUUAUCUCGACAGAAUAUUUUUGAUACAAAUAAUAAUAUAUCAACAAAUAAAAAACCAUUAAUUAAUGAACAACGUUGUUGGCAACAUAUAUUAACAAAAUUUAUUUAUGAAAUCAAUGAACAAGGCCCAUUUGAUUGUUCAAAUUUAUGUAUAAGACAAGGGCAAUCAUCGGAAAAUUAUUAUAAUUCAAUAAAAAAACUUCUUUCACAUUGGUCAUAUGAUAUGGAUGUGUCUAAUCAAUGGUCAUAUGAUGAAUAUAUAUCAACAAUGUAUCAUCAUUUAAUUCGUUUAGCAUCAUUUUGUUCACAAAAUCAUAUAUUAAAUAAAGAAAAAUUUGAUUUUUGUUAUUUACAUGAAUAUUUAAUACUUGCUUUACAAAGUAUUGUUCUUGGUGUUCAAGGAGAAGAAAAUGGAUGGGCUAAUUUACAAAUUGAUGAUAGUGAUCGUGAACAAUGA